GCCGAUGGAUUGAAAAUUAAACAAGUCAAAGAAGAAUUCACAGACAAUCUGUGCAGGGGAAUGAUUUGAAUUCUCCUUUUUUUUUUGUUGACGCAAUUUAUGGAAGGACCUCAAUAAAAAUGGCCCAAAUCAGGGCGGCUAUGGGAGCGCCACUCAAAAGUUGGUCUCCCACCAUAUGGUCGAAGGCAGCAAUCCCACAGAAGCAAUCGCACGCCCCGAUAUUCUUCUUCCCCACCGCAAUCUUUCUCCGGUCGCCGCCUCGCUGCACUCUUGCAACCAUGAGCACCGACGGAGAAUCAAACUCGAGCUCCGGCGCCGCCGAUGUCGACGCGAUCUUCGCCCAGAAAAAGGCUCUUCGUUCCAAACUCAAAAGAGAUCUCAAGUCUAUGGAUUCUUCUCUAAGGUCCCAAGAAGAUGAACAAAUACAGAAUGUAGUUUUGCAAGCUCCAUGGUUUAAAGAUUGUAAAAGCCUCUGUGCUUACAUUAGCUGUAGUACCCUUCGAGAAGUUGAUACUUCAGUUAUUCUUGCCAGAAUUCUCCAGACGCAAUCCAAAGAUGAAAAGAAGCUCUAUGUUCCACGCGUGGAGGAUAUGAAUCGAAACAUGCGAAUGUUGAACAUCUCGAGCACUAAGGACUUGAUUGCUAAUUCAAUGAACAUUUUAGAACCGUGCCUGGUUGAUUCUGAGGGAAAUGAACGCGAAGAUGUGUUGUUGGCCAAUGAACCUGUUGACUUGUUUCUUUUACCUGGACUUGGAUUCGAUAACUUUGGAAGGCGUUUGGGCCGUGGCGGAGGCUACUACGACACUUUCUUGACAAAAUAUCAAGAGCUCGCCAAGGAGCGAAAGUGGAAGCAGCCUCUCAAGAUAGCUCUAUCAUACUCUGUGCAGAUAGUGGAUAACAUACCAGUUACUCCAGAUGAUGUUCUUGUGGAUGCACUAAUAACACCCUCUGGAGUUCUUCCUAUCAGUCAAACUGCACAGCAAUUUUGCCUUUAAAUAAAACACUUUUCUUUUAUCUGCUUUGGCAUUUAAACCAGAAACCUGUGGUCCUGAAUAAAUUGGUGUCAUGUUAUCCCAUAUACCUGUAACCUUCCAUUGCAUAACCUUAUGAUCACAGCAUUAAAUGCACUCAUUACACUGUAAUAAUACUAUGCUUUUAGC
Molecule: messenger RNA, 1160 nt
Organism: Cuscuta campestris
Lineage: Eukaryota; Viridiplantae; Streptophyta; Magnoliopsida; Solanales; Convolvulaceae
Source: the annotation of a GenBank genome assembly